GGGAUGUGUGCUCCUCUCGCUGCUCCGUGGGAUGUUAGGAAUGCUGGGAGGAGUGGAAGAGUGGAGGAGUUACGGGGGAGUGACCAGAUAGAGAUAGAGGGAGAGAGAGAGAGGAGAGAGAGGGUUGGAGGGAGGGAGGAGAGAGACGGAGAGACAUAGAGAGAGAGAGAGCAUUUUCCACCCCCCAUCAGCUAGAAUUCACACGCAGCUUGGCUCUCUGGACGAACAGGAGACAGCAGUUGUGUGCAUAUAGUGUGAUCCAGAUACCUCCAUAAUGAACAACGUGGCAGACUGGCUGGUCCAGAACCGGGACAAGAUCGAAAAGGGUGUGGAGAUCAUGGGUCAGGCAUCCGAGGUGCUGGCCGCUACCGUGGGACAGCUGCACCCCGUCCUGGAGGCUGUCUUCAUGGCCUCCUCUGAGAUCUUCAGCAACCCCGACGGAAAGGAGGCCCGCUACCUUGCCCAGCAGCUCGAGCAGGUUAACAGCAAACUGGAGGGCAUCCAAAACGAAAUCGACCAGAUCGCACUGGAGCUGCAGAAGACCUCCAUGAACAAGCAGAACUUCGACCGGGAGGCGCAGAUGCUGAGCCAGUAUGAGAAGUUCCAGGACUUUGUCAAUGCAAGCCCAAAGUUCAAGGAAAAGAAGAUGCAAAAGUUCAUCAGCCACUUCGAGAACACGGAUGGAGACUUGAACCUGGAUGCGUUGUACAAUUCUAUGACAGGGGAAAACAUGGCAGGUGACCCUUUGCUGGAAACUGUAGUGACCAUCGAGCGACGCAACAGACGGGCUGUGGAGGACUUCUGCGCCCGCCUCAAGAAGCUGUUCGUAGUGGGCAUCAUCGCCGUCAUGGGCCAUGCAGCACUCACAGAGAAGACCGUGGGCGAGGAGAUGGUGCUUAAGUGGCAGAAGCGCAUGGAGGACGUGGAGAUCAGGAUGAAGGCGGCUGUAGAGGACUGUACACAAAACUUCGCUGUGCAGGCCAAGCUGGACCUGGAGCAACAACUACAGGAGAACCCAGGACCCGCCAACAUGGAGUUCACCAAGACUCUUCUGGAAUCCCUGGUCAAGAAGUACGACUGGGUCUGCUGGUCCAUCCGCGUCUUCAACAACCGCGAGCGCAUCUUCUUCUUCAACUGGCUGGCAGGAAAGAAGUGCCACGGCAGCGGGGGAGCCAACUGGUUUGACUUCCUCACCAAGACCAACGUCAAGGUGGUGGUGUCCUUCUGUGUGGACCCCAAGCCCAUAGACAAGGUGCAGAUCGCCGAGCAGAUCGAGAACCAGAAGCUAAAAGGGAACAUGAUGCGCGUGGCUCUGUGUUUGAACAAGAGCUUCCCCAACUGCCUGGUGCACGCCGUCAGCCACUACAAGGAGGUGGUGGAGACCAACAACUUCCAGCCCGAGUGCUAUUACUAUGGCAAACACAAGAGGGCGUACGUGUGCGUGCACCCCGAAUAGACUGGCAUUGUGUUCAAAAUGUAUGAUACCGGAGCCUAUAUAAAUGUCAUGUGGAUGUACGUGCUUGUGUGUGGGCUUGUGGCAUAUAUAUGUGUAAAUGCUGCUGGGGAGGGGGGCGGGGGGAGACAUUUCAUAGCUUUAUUAUUGUGUUUUAUUCAAAGGUUUCAGUUGUUUUUAAAUACAACAUUUCGAGAACCCAUUCAAAAGAUAUAUUUUCUUUUAAAGGUGCUGUACAUGAUUUUUACUGCCUAAAAAAGUGAAAGUGUUCAUUUUAAACGGUUUGCUUAUCCACCGCGAUGGGUUUAUAAGCACUUUUCCCAACUCUCAGAGGCUUUGGAGUCGCGAUGCUAACAACAGCUAUCAUGCUAACACACAUGUCCCGAUUUUUGGACAGUAAAAUGCUUUAUAAUUAGAUGCUGACAGUACGUGGACUUAUUUUGACCUCAAGAGCUGCUUAUACAAUAUAUCUGUACAGGACCAAGACAAAUGUUUCUCAAAUACAAGGAAAAAAUCAGGUACAGGGCCUUUGAGUUGUUAAUCACUAUGGCGACUGUCCUAAUUUUUCAUCAGUCUGAAACCCAUAAAUUCAAAGAGUUCGUCUGGUAUCACUCCAUUAAGAUUUGAGUCAGGGCCAACUGAUAAAUCAGUCAGCAGAUACAGGCACUUAGAAAUAUCAGUUAUCGGCUGAGAUCUCGCGGUCAUACCGAUAUCACACCUGGACAUGUUUUAUCUAAAGCUCCACUUCUUUUCAAAGACAUCACAACUGUAGUUCACCUUAACUACCGUCAUUACAUAAAAUUGACUUUUAUGAACCAUGUAAUUAUGGCGUUCCCUGAUAAUUAGCUUACCCAAAGUUGUAUUUUGAUUGAUUUAUGCUUUUUUUUUGUAAUAUUGCAUCAUCCAGCAAUUGAGACUUGGGUACCUACCUACCCCUAUCCCCGCCCACGGCUCUGUAGGUACAUGCAGUAGGCCCUUUUCACGCUGCUGCCGGUUCGCUCUGCUUCUCUAAAAAGUGCAGAUCUUCACUUCCCGAUCCAGUCAUCCAGUCUUUUUUGGGAAUUAGUCAAGUCUCACUAAAAUAAAUCAAUAAUGAGGCAGCGGCCAGCAGGUUACAGAUGGAUAUCACAGAUGGCAUGUUAAGACUUUUACUAUGAUGUAAAUAUGUCACUGGAGGAACCUUCUCUGUUUAUAAAAGUAGUAUUUGUGUCUCGAUGCUAAUGCUAACCUAAUCUAAACACAGAAAAACCCAUCUAAUGAUAAGCUGAUUACUUUUAUAUGCAAGAUUAUUGAUUGAUUGAUAGAUUGUAGUAAUAUUUUAACAUCAAUCAUUUUAAUUUCAGUUAGCAUUAGCUUAGCCUGUUAUUUAGAAAAAAAAACAGACUUCGGAUCAUACAUGUAGGGAUCAAAAAUGUAUCUGCCAUUUUUCAACACUAAAAGCACAUUAUUAAAAGUCUGCUGUUUGGCACGGUAAAAUUACACUAUGAGGGGGCGGGGCUUGUCAGCUCUGCAGUUCUAACAGGGAUUCAACCCAUUUUGAAAAUUAAGCCAUUUUUAGCUCAAUAUUGUGAUUUACAAUGAACAAAAAAGCAUGUCUUCUAUCUUUAAAAAGUCUGUCAAAACAUCUAUGUGUCACUGUUGAACCCUGUGUGUAUCACCAGUUUUGGAAAAAAAAAUACAAAAUACAAAACAGAUGUAAGAUAUAAAGUGAGCGCAGAGCAGUGGGCGUGUUUGUGGGGUAGGUGAAAACAGGAAUUUUCAGAACAAUGGAUUUCUUUAAAGAUUACUCAAAUGUACACAAAUUGUUUUUUGUCAAUCAGUUUUCCACCUGAAAUUACAACCACUGGAAGAGAUCCCAGACUAACCGCUUUGUGUAGAACUGUCUGGCCCUCAGGCUGGGGUGGGGGUCAGGCUCAGGGUGAGGAGAGGGUGGGGAUGGGUGGAGAUGGGUGGGGAUAGGUGGGGUUGGUGUGGUUGGUGUAUAUGACAUGUACAUAUCAUAUUGAGUCUUAUGCUAUGACUGAGUUGGUUUGAAUGUCGCCCCAUGUCCCUGCAUUUCACUGUGAAACUGGACACAGACAUUUUGCGGUGUCUCAGAGUCUGCUGGCUCAAAUGUAACCCACUCAUCAUCAUUAUUCCCAAAUGUUAUGAGACAGAGCUGUGGGCAGCGCUGGUCACUAUUUCCCAUUCGUUUUUCCAUUUGCGACUCAGUGCGUUGUGCUUAAAAAAGUACUUUAAAGAAGGGGUAGUACACUUGUGUGGGGUAUUAAUUAACACUACAUUUAUAUCACCAUGUUACCUUUUAUUGUUUUGAAAAUGCUAUAAUCGCAACAUCGCAACAUCUCUAUGGCGAACUGAUACUUGCAGCUGAUGUCAACGUUCCCUCGAAGCUAACUAGAGGCACUUCUCUGUCUGAAGCUCUGUUGCUCAAGUUAGACGUCUUUGUUUUAACUCAAUCUGACCAUAAUCACAUAACUUAGCUGGAGUUUUAACAGGUGCGCCAGUUUGUGCUGUUACAAGUCCUUCUCAAAAAACAUUACAGUCACAAGCUAGCUAGCGUUAGCCAACAGUUUUUCAGUUAGCAAUUCUCACCUUUUUUGUUGAAAAUUACUUAAGCAGGACCAUGAACGCUUGUAUUCACACAGGCUCUUGUAAAAGUGUUGUUUGUGUCUUGAGCUUUCAGACAAUCAAAUAUCAGUCUGUGUUUGCUAAUGUGUACAUUGUGUCACCUUGGUAACUGAUGAGCAUUCCGCCAUAGACAUACACGCAGCACACCCCAGCGUGAUGUCACUUCAAAGUAUCAAUAGAUUCCAGACUCUCCACCUAAAAAAAUGAUUCCAAAGUGUGAAAGUGUGGCCCACAGCAGGAGUUUUGUAAGUUCUGUGUUCACCUCAUUUGAAUGAAACCAGUUUGAUAUGUUGUUUUUACUCAUAUGAAAACUUCCAGGGAAAUCAGGAGUGUUUAUUUUGCUGAACAGGUGAACAAACACAGACUUCAAUAAAAGCUGAAGUCACCAGUC
Molecule: messenger RNA, 4472 nt
Organism: Periophthalmus magnuspinnatus
Lineage: Eukaryota; Metazoa; Chordata; Actinopteri; Gobiiformes; Gobiidae
Gene: rpz5
Product: rapunzel 5
Exons: 3
Coding region: 275-1456 (393 amino acids)
Source: RefSeq, a predicted model, not a curated record